AUGUGGAUGAACUACGCGGUAGUGAUUACAACUUCAAACGAAGCAAUUGGUCCAUUCAGGAACUCAAACAACACGACAGGCACCAACAAGGAGUCCAAAAGCGGGCUAGAAUCUGAGCUGUAUCACGUCAAGGAAGAGCUAAGGAAUGCAGAAAAUAAUAUUGCAUACCUUGUAGAAUGGAUGACAACAUAUAGGCGAAGAUGGCUGGAGGAGUACUACCACACUGACAACCUCGAGCGUUAUAUGCCCUAUGGAGUUUGUGUGCCCAACACCGGUCAGAUCUCGAAUGACACUGCUUCUCCCACAGGGUACUUGGCCUGCGACAUCGAAGGUUCAGAAAAGGGUGUGAUCUGUGAGUCUGCAGGUGUUAUUUUAGAAGAAGAGUAA
Suillus discolor is the source of this 387-nucleotide messenger RNA. RefSeq lists its product as uncharacterized. Lineage: Eukaryota; Fungi; Basidiomycota; Agaricomycetes; Boletales; Suillaceae. The transcript has 3 exons. The record is from RefSeq and is a predicted model, not a curated record. The coding region runs from base 1 to 387 and encodes 128 amino acids.